Molecule: messenger RNA, 441 nt
Organism: Penicillium vulpinum
Lineage: Eukaryota; Fungi; Ascomycota; Eurotiomycetes; Eurotiales; Aspergillaceae
Exons: 3
Coding region: 1-441 (146 amino acids)
Source: RefSeq, a predicted model, not a curated record
AUGGUUCUUCAGCCCGAACGCUGGAAGCACUAUUUGGCGCGGCGAGGAGACUUUACUUUGUGUGUGGUAGUGGAUGAGCUAGGGUUCCUCAAGUGCUGUAGUAAUUGUAUAUACGGCGGUAAGGGCACUAUGUGCACAAUUGUCGUGUCGCACUAUAUAUAUCGGAGCCUGGAAUACAUGAGCGUAAUGCUCAGACAUAGUGGUCUUUUUGGCCUAGUGUGCAACUCGCCAGUCCAGGGGCAGGUUAUAACAACAAUCCUCUAUGGUUGGGCUACCACUGGGUUGCAAACUCCGUGCGCCUCCGCUUCGCGCCUUCAAGCUAAUAUCACGGCAGGUCUUGAUGGUAUACAUUUAUCUAUGCUCCAACGACGCCGGGCCACCGCUGUGGCUGACAACGAGCCUGCCACCGAACGUGCCUCAUCCACCGUCCAAGAUGUCUAG